AUGGCACUUUCCCUCCGGGAUGUAGUGGAACGUCCUUUUGAAGCCGAGGCGAUGGAAAUUCUUAUGGACGAGUACAACAAGUGGUGCAUUGGGCGCCUGGACGACGGGGAAGAUGACAGCGGAGAUGAUGAGGAGGAGCGGAACAACAACAACGGUGUCGGUAAUGGCGUUGGUGAUGAAAUGUACUACGGGCUGCCAAAAGUAGCGGGUGCCUUCAACGUACGGGCGUUGAGUCGGGUGGAGUUUCCACGCACGUGGAUCGUGCCGUUGGGAACGAUCCCAGCCUCUUGCUACGCCAACGCGGCGGUGAAUGGGGGCUCGGACAUGUCUCUCAUGGUAGAUUACAGUCAAACACGCGGGGUUGUGCGGGUGCGUUGCGAGCUGCUAAAGCCGACAGGCGAUGGCGGUUUGUCUCAGAAAGUGUUGGCUGUUUGGCCAAAUGAGCGGCGUAGACGAAGUUCUUAUCCCUCGCAUCAUCCCUAUCAACAGAAGGAGCAGUCGGAACUUUAUUGGCCUGCCUUUGUUACACGUGUCAUUGGCGUCUUUGAGGACCCGCUGCUGGACGGGUCGCCCGCCAGUCUCGCUGAACUUCAGAUCUACGAGGACUUUGACGACGUCCUCAUCCGGGCGCUACGAUCGCCCAUGCGGGUGUGCGUCGAUGUGACGUUUUGCAUUGAUGAAAUAAGUGAAGCGCGGCGGCUCACCAUCGCCCCGGCCGUACGUUACCCUCCCGUCGGUGCCAGCACGGCGUACGACCCUGAGAUUGCACGGGUAUCUGAGCAGGUGUGUGCCAUGAUGAAAGAAGAACAGAGACAAGAUGCGAUGGUAGACAAUGAGGCACAAUGUCCACUGCUUGUUCCUGAGGUCAUGCCGCAGGUUGUGUCGAUUCGUAACUACUCGCACGCGGCAGUGGCGGGAAAGGGACGACGGGUGCAUAGCCCCAUGCAGAAUGCCGCUGACACCGCCAAUGACCGGUCAUCUGGGGUAGUCUCAGCAAUAACAACAAGAUCCUCCUCCUUAGCAAAUAUCUCACGCAAACAAUCGGUUGCCACGGCGAUGUCGGCAGUAGAUGAACAUGCGGCAUCGCAUAGUGAAAAAGGUAUUGUGAAUGUGUGUGAGUUACGACAAGGAUGCGGUCCCUCGCCGCAACACACCGGCAGGGCAACUGCUGUAUCAAAGCGUCGCGCCAGUUGUAGCAUAACGAAUGGCACAGGUUUUGCUAGCGCUUCUGGAGUAUCCAAGGCCAAGCUUAACCGCAACACACUUUCACACGCUCCCAUUGCAGUGGUGGAUAUGCUGGCGGGUCCUAUUUGUCAGACAGGGCAGUUUGUGUUUCUGCGGCCGUCAGCGCAGCUUGUGAUGAUGGCUCAGCGAGCGGCCGUGGAGGAAAUCUACGUCAUUUGGCAAAGACUGCGACAGGCACUUUUUGAGCCUCUUUAUGCGGAAGAAAUUGUCUUGCCGUCCCUUCGUGACGAAUCGGUGAAGGAGGCUACAGAGCCAACCUUGUGUCUACCAGAUCCCGAAACUUACGUGAGCCCAUAUGUGCAAGAAGACCACGAGAAGACGGAAGGCGGGAUGCCACUGCCUCUUCCUAAGCUAUCACAUGAGCCGACAUACGCGGAGUUGACGCUGCGACUCCCCAUCUUACAAGGUCAUUUGAAUUGUUGGACCCGGGAGAUGCAAUGUCAACGGGAGCAGCGGCAGUCAAAUAUACUGCCCUGCUUUGAGCGUGGCAUGAUUGAGUUCACCAAACGAGAAGAGAAUGGGCGAAAGUCGGCGAGGUGUGAGGUUUCUCCUUCCUUGUUUCGGACUCAUGACCCAGAUGGUGAUAUGGGAACGGCGAGUACACGGAACACAUCGUACUGCUCAGUACCGGGGGAGGGCGGGACCGACGCAGGCUCCGUUGGGGGUCCUUCACGGACGCCAAACGGCAUUUGCGACGUGAGCGUCAGUCUCAUGUCAACGACACCGGGACGCAGUGGUUUGUGGUGCGGCAACAGUCACCUGACGCCGAUGGGGAUGGAGGAGUGGGGGAUAAUGUCACCCACGAAAGAACCGCUUCGAUUUCCGCAAUCCGGUAUCCGACGAAACUCGCAGCAACAAAAAACUCCACCUUCCCUCUUAUUUACGGUUCCGUCGCCUGUUGCACGACAAACCCCAAAAGCGUUGUUAAGGGAGCGAGUGGGCGAGAAGAAAAGCUACGAACUUGUGGCUGGAGCAGUAGACAGUAAAAGCCAUGAAGGAAUAGUAGGAGAGGGCUCUACGAAAAGUCAAUGCAGUCCGACAUGGAACGUCGGUAGCGAGAGGAGUUCAUCGAAGCGGGAAUAUAAUGACAAGGAGCGGUUGGCCUUCAGGCAUAAUGGUGGAGAAUGGCUACGGGAGCUGAAACAGGAAGAGCAGUGGCACAUGUCAUCCCAUAGCAGAACUGGUUCUGUAAAGACGGUAGAAACGGCCAGCAAUGAUGCUGGUAGGAUGUCAAACACGCAUCUGCAUAAUUCCCCUAACAACAGGGAUGCAUUUCAUCAUCACGUCGAGGGACGGGUGUCGGUGCCAUCAGAGCCACGGGAAGAUGCAUCGGGGUUAUCACAAUCACGGCAGUUGGAUUGGAAUGCUGAGGACGCUACACAUGGAGCUGUCUCACGUGCGUUUGAUCCCAAGCCUGCAGCCGAGCAACGGUCAGCACCGAAGUCCUCUAGACAGAGAAAUCACACACCCAAUUUGCCGUUUCAUGCAUUAGAUUUUUUUCAGUUACUUCAUGGCAAAAAAGGCAAGGGAGAUGUUGAGAAUGGCCUUGAGGAACCGAAGGGGAUUUAUAUGAGGGAGAAAACAGGAGCCACAGCGAGGAAGCCGAAGAUGCCCACUUCGAUGAUGUCAUUGGAUUUUUCCGCGAAUUCCUUGUUGCAUUCUCGUGGAUCCGUGCGUCCUGGUCUUGAAUCCAUCGCGGUGCGCCAAGAGUGCCGUCGCCUGGAUGCAUCGGAGCUCCCUCGCGAGGGCCUCGGUGAAACGAGAGGCCACAGUCAGAACCGAAGCCAUUCGACGUCACACAUCCGCAGUGAAGCGCUGAGUAGAACUCGAUCCCCCAUCAAGAAUACCUCCAUGUCUCAACGCUACACACUUGUGUCGUGGCGCGAUGCGUCCGGGGUCGAGAUCAACUUGGACGACGCAUUUCUCCUUCCAUCCGCCGUGGCGGCCGAAGCCCAUGCAAAGUUAGGCCCACGGCCCACGUUUCACGUCGAUCUACGACCGGAGCGGGGAAAGACGAAACAAGAAAAUAUUUUGCGAAGAAUAUAA
Trypanosoma cruzi is the source of this 3291-nucleotide messenger RNA. RefSeq lists its product as uncharacterized. Bases 1 to 3291 code for a protein of 1096 amino acids. The transcript has a single exon. The record is from RefSeq and is a predicted model, not a curated record. NCBI's taxonomy places the organism in Eukaryota, Euglenozoa, Kinetoplastea, Trypanosomatida, Trypanosomatidae.